Messenger RNA from Symbiodinium natans, 366 nucleotides. NCBI's taxonomy places the organism in Eukaryota, Dinophyceae, Suessiales, Symbiodiniaceae. The record is from the annotation of a GenBank genome assembly.
AUGGUCAAGAUCGGCGAGCUCGAGAGAGGCUGUUUCACCGGAGCGGGCAAGCUGGACCAGGCCAUGCUCCAGUUCAGAAACAGAUGGAGACUAGAUGACAGGGCCUUGGCGAAGUUCGUCGAGGUGGUCCACCCUCGCGACCAGAAAACGGAGGACAUGGCGCAGCUCGAUAGAUUGCUAAAGGGCGCCGCCAACCCUUCGCAAGCCAUACUGCCCAUGCUCAAUCACCUGAAGUCCACGGGAGAUCUUGAUGAGCUCAUCCGUGAGCAGCGGUCAAGCGAGCGGGAUCGCGAUAGAGAUCGCAAAGCUCGGUACAGCUCCAAGUCUCGGUCACGGUCAAGGUCAAGGUCACGCCGCCGGCGAUAG